Ruditapes philippinarum (Manila clam) is the source of this 1175-nucleotide messenger RNA. RefSeq names its product protein jagged-1-like. Gene Ontology annotation, biological process: establishment or maintenance of epithelial cell apical/basal polarity; heterophilic cell-cell adhesion. The coding region runs from base 124 to 1077 and encodes 317 amino acids. Gene Ontology annotation, molecular function: calcium ion binding. The record is from RefSeq and is a predicted model, not a curated record. Gene Ontology annotation, cellular component: protein-containing complex; plasma membrane. NCBI's taxonomy places the organism in Eukaryota, Metazoa, Mollusca, Bivalvia, Venerida, Veneridae. The transcript is spliced from 8 exons.
AAUGGAUUUUAGCGCAUGGAAAACUGAUGACGCAUCAUUUUCCAGGUAGUAUAAAACAGCUUAAAAACGUCAAUAAAGACAUAUCACUGCGGAGCGAAGUCUUGUUGUUUAGUUUUUGUAAUAAUGGAACACGCUUUUAGUUAUAUUUUGAUAUUUAUCUCACUGUUAAUCGUGUCUGACGCCGAUGAAAGUGGAUGCAAAAGUCCGAAAAUCUACGAAUGCAAUACACAUUCUGACUGUACAGCACAUGAAUUGAUACAACAUGCCUGUGUUGACAAAAACGGGCAGAAAAUUUGUAUGAGAUGUUUGUGCGAAGACUUUAGCCAGUGUAAAUGGAAUAAAAGUGGACUUUUUUGUGAAUGCGGAGGAGGCUUUUUCGGCGAUCAUUGUGAAUGUAAAAGCGAAACUAGUCAUUGUGACCCAAACCCUUGUGUCCACGGCUGCUGUAAAGAAGAUGGUGAUAGUUACAGUUGCCAGUGUAAAUCUGGAUGGGAAGGACAGCAUUGUGAUACAGAUAUAAAUGAAUGUUUAUCUAGCCCGUGUGGAGUUGGUUACUGUAUAGAUGAAUUAAACAAGUUUAAAUGUGAAUGUCCGAAAGAUUAUAUUGACAACUGCCAAGGGAUUGAUCCUCUGGUAGUGAAUCUUAUUAUCGGAUACCGACAAGUAACAUGUAGCUCCGUCUAUAAUGGCCACGGUCCGGUAAAAGCUGUAGAUGGUAUCAUUGGAAACACAUAUAAUCUCCUAUACCACAGCGGCAAAAAUGAUGUUAAGCCAUGGUUUCGUGUAAAACUGAUUAGAAAAUAUUAUAUCGGUCGAAUUGUACUUUAUAAUAGAAAAGACCAGGUCUGUACUACAUAUUACGAUAGAAGAAAAAGAACAAAUCCUGACUGUGGGGCUCGAUUGAGAGAUUUGACGAUCAAAGUUGGAGAAAAUGUUUGUGCAAGGUAUACCCGUCCUCCAAAAAAUGAACAAUAUAUUCAGAUUAGAUGCGCGAACAAACCAUAUGGUGAUGUUAUCACCGUAAUGAAAGAUGGUGUAUGGCUUCACUUUACGGAGAUACAAGCAUUUACAAACUAAUACUAUAAAUUUAAUAAAAGCAACGUGCCUCCAGAUUCAUGCUAAUUUUCAAGAAAUUAUUGACAAUGUAUUCAAAAAAUAAAAUAUUGUAAAGUGAA